Messenger RNA from Poecilia latipinna (sailfin molly), 3754 nucleotides. RefSeq names its product phosphoinositide-3-kinase, regulatory subunit 1 (alpha) (gene pik3r1). Gene Ontology annotation, biological process: insulin receptor signaling pathway; phosphatidylinositol phosphate biosynthetic process. Gene Ontology annotation, molecular function: 1-phosphatidylinositol-3-kinase regulator activity; protein binding. The record is from RefSeq and is a predicted model, not a curated record. The coding region runs from base 470 to 2653 and encodes 727 amino acids. Gene Ontology annotation, cellular component: phosphatidylinositol 3-kinase complex. NCBI's taxonomy places the organism in Eukaryota, Metazoa, Chordata, Actinopteri, Cyprinodontiformes, Poeciliidae. The transcript is spliced from 15 exons.
UUUGUUCGGGACAGGGAGCUGCGCCGUUAUGUCGCCGACUGUGUGUGUGUCGUAACACUUUGUUCUAGUCAUUAAAUCGGAUUUAGACCGUCGCGGGGGACUCGUCGUUUUCAAGCAGGCAGGUAAAGGAUGUGUUUUGGCUUCCAUUCGCUGGUAGUUUUUCGAAGUUAAAAGCCAUUUUACGUGGAGGGAGGAGGAGGACUCACUGGAAUCGUUUGCGGGAGCAUUGCAUACUCACUCGCUUUCAGGUCUGGAUAGGCACGCUCGACGUCACGGCUGCGGGCCGUUCACUGAUGGGUACGCGCCGUGCAGCGACGCACGAGGAGCGCAGCAGAGCGUCAACGUCAGACCAGAUCUGUGAGAGCAAGAAGACAAGCUAGACAUCCUUCGUCUGCGUUCAGUCUUCGGUAGCCAAAAAGUCACAACAAAAGACAAAAAACCAAAAAGAAUAAAUCGACCCCCUUUCAACAUGAGUGUGGAAGGAUACCAGUACAGAGCGCUGUACGAGUACAAGAAGGAGCGGGAGGAGGACAUCGACCUGCACGUGGGGGACAUCCUGCUGGUGAGCAAGGGAGCCCUGGUCGCCCUCGGUCACAGCGACGGCUUGGAGCAGCAGCCGCAGAAGAUCGGCUGGCUGCCGGGCUUCAACGAAACCACGCAGGAGAAGGGCGACUUCCCCGGGACGUACGUGGAGUACGUGGGGAAGAAGUGGAUCUCGCCACCGACGCCCAAGCCGAGGCCGCUCAGACCCUUACCUGUAGCUCCAGCUUCCUUCAAGGCAGAGGACUCCGACUCGGAUCAAGGCGUCUGUUUGGCAGACUUGACGGAGCAGUUUUUCCUCCCAGAGACCGCCCCGCCCUUGCUGACCAGACUCCUCGAAGCUAUCGAGAGGAAAGGUGUGGACAACCCGACUCUGUAUCGAACGUUCACCGCUGGAGGUGGACUCGAAAUCAGGCAGUAUUAUGAUUGUGAUCCUCACGCCGCUGAGCUGGACCAGCUGGAGCUGCCCGCCCUGUGCGACGGCCUGCGCAGGUACCUGCAGGAUCUGCCCCAGCCCAUCGUCCCAGCCGCCCUCCACGCUCAGAUGGUCCACGCCGUCAAAGAGGCGGCGAACCCCGAGGAAUGCACCCAGCUGCUGCGCCGCAUCGCCAGCUCCGCGACCCUGCCGCCCCAGUACUGGCUCACCCUGCAGUGUCUGCUCAGGCACUUCUCUAGAGUCUGCCAGAACACGCCCAAGAACCAGCUCAGCGCCAGAUCGUUGGGCGAGAUCUUCAGCCCCGUGUUUUUCAGACAGCAGCCCACCAGCUGCGAACCCAGUCUGGAUGCUUUCAUCAAGAUCAUCGAGGUGCUGGUGACCAGCGAGUGGAGCGAGAGCCAAGCAGCUCCAGCUCUACCUCCAAAACCACCCAAGUCCACAGCUGUGACUAACAACGGUAUGAACAACAACAUGGCUCUUCAGGACGCUGAAUGGUACUGGGGGGACAUCUCUCGGGAGGAAGUCAAUGAGAAACUGAGGGACACUGCGGACGGUACAUUUUUGGUGCGGGACGCCUCGACUAAAAUGCACGGAGACUACACUCUGACGCUGAGGAAAGGAGGCAACAACAAGCUCAUCAAGAUUUUCCACCGUGACGGAAAGUACGGCUUCUCGGAUCCGCUGACCUUCAGCUCCGUCGUGGAGCUCAUCAACCACUAUCGGAACGAGUCGCUGGCUCAGUACAACCCCAAGCUAGACGUCAAGCUGCUUUACCCGGUCUCCAAACACCAGCAGGACCAGGUGGUGAAAGAAGACAACAUUGAAGCUGUGGGGAGGAAGCUUUGCGAAUACCACCAGCAGUACCAAGAGAAGAACAAAGAGUACGACCGUCUGUACGAGGAAUACACCAGAACGUCACAGGAAAUCCAAAUGAAACGCACAGCAAUAGAAGCCUUUAACGAAACCAUUAAGAUAUUUGAGGAGCAAUGUCAGACGCAAGAGCGGUACAGCAAAGAGUACAUCGAGAAGUUCAAGAGAGAAGGCAACGACAAGGAGAUCCAAAGAAUUAUGGGUAACUACGAAAAGUUGAAAUCAAGGAUCAGCGAAAUCGUCGACAGCAAGCGCAGGCUGGAGGAAGACCUGAAGAAGCAGGCGGCGGACUACAGAGAGAUCGACAAGAGGAUGAACAGCAUCAAACCCGACCUCAUCCAGCUCCGCAAGACCAGAGACCAGUACCUCAUGUGGUUGACACAGAAAGGAGUCCGACAGAAGAAGCUCAACGAAUGGCUAGGAAUCAAGAACGAGAAUACCGAAGAUCAAUACUCAAUGGUGGAUGACGACGAAGACCUCCCGCAUCACGACGAACGCAGCUGGAGACUGGGCAACAUCAACCGGCUCCAGGCCGAGGCCGUGCUCCAAGGCAAGAGAGACGGAACAUUCCUGGUUCGGGACAGCAGCAAAGCAGGGUGCUACGCCUGCAGCGUUGUCGUGGAAGGCGAGGUGAAGCACUGCGUCAUCAAUAAGACGCCGUCGGGCUACGGCUUCGCCGAGCCGUACAACCUGUACGGCUCGUUGAAAGAACUCGUCCUCCACUACCAGCACACGUCUUUGGUCCAGCACAACGACUCUCUGAACGUGACGCUAGCGUAUCCGGUGUACGCCCAGCAGAGACGGUGAGGAACCCCCAACCCCUGGACAUUCACCUCCCCGCACAGACACACGGGUUUACGAACCUGGCUGGAGCCGGAGGAGACGACGUCUUGGACUCCUUGAGCAAAUGCGAACAAUGAACAACGGAACGGACACGCUCUGACACUCGGACUUGGAAACCGGAGGAAAAGGACACAAUAAAGCCUGAAACAUUUCAGUGACUUUGCCGUAAAACCAGAGGCGAGUCUGAAUGUAGAUCUCUUUAUUUUUCUUUAGUUUUUUUGUGGGAGCACAGAAUCUAGCGGAAACUGCUGAACUCUCCAAGAGGAGGACGUCUGAGGCCUUUUCCUUAUGGUGCUUGUCCGUUUUUUCGAAGCUUUACCAGCCGGAAUGUUAAACCACAAAGUCAAACCCUUGAAACGGAACCGUACUCACCGGCUACGACUUUUUUUUUCUUCUUUUUUUUCCUCACAUCAUCAACGUGCAUUUCUUUCUUUCUUUCUCCUCCUUCCUCUACGUGUGUGUUUGUGCGGACUGUCCACGUGACCAAAACUCAUAGAAUCGGGAGACCGUGCGACGCUGGAUGGCUGGAACACAUUAGCUUGUGUUUAUCUGCUCAGCAGCAGACCAUGGAUCAGCUGAAAAUGUAGCAAAAUGGCACUUUUUCUUCUUUCUUUUUUUUACACAAUUUUUUUUAAUGGUUUGAUAAAAAACAAACUCCUAUGAACUUAUAAGAGCAGAGUGGAGACGGGAAAAAGCCUGCAGCCGUGUCGCUGUCGAGCUUUAGAGUGCAGAAGCAAACUUGAUCUUAAAGGUGUCGAACGAGCUUGAGACUAUGAAUGGACUUACUAUUUCAUGUACAUAUGUGAAAUUGUGCAAAGUCAUGAAACAAAGUGCACCGUACCAAAAAGGAUCAGUUCCUGUUGAGUUCUCUUCUGAUCAGCUAUGCAAUUCUUUCUCCAUUUGUACUUAAGAAUUGUUUAACUGUUGCAAACCCACAAUAUAAGCUUGUUUUACCGCUUGAAAAGUAUCUUUUCCUGUGUAAAAAAAAUAUCUGAGGAUAUUUUUUUUUUUUUGGUUUUGUUUCAAAAUGCCAAGCUACAGUACAAAACGCUUCUGAUUUUUAAA